This is a messenger RNA of Mus caroli (Ryukyu mouse), 4548 nucleotides long. It is a transcript of the gene Ergic2, whose product is annotated as ERGIC and golgi 2. The record is from RefSeq and is a predicted model, not a curated record. Gene Ontology annotation, cellular component: COPII-coated ER to Golgi transport vesicle; membrane; endoplasmic reticulum. Gene Ontology annotation, biological process: endoplasmic reticulum to Golgi vesicle-mediated transport; retrograde vesicle-mediated transport, Golgi to endoplasmic reticulum. Lineage: Eukaryota; Metazoa; Chordata; Mammalia; Rodentia; Muridae.
GGAAUAAAUUAAGACGCAAAGCCGGAGGCCGCUCAACCACCUGAGCUGCAGUGUGGCCGGCGCCUUAAGGUGGCUGGAGAUCACUUCCGGCCUGUAGUGUGGAGCGCCGUUCUAGUCGGUUUGUCUCGGGGGUCAGGCGAAAGGUAACUUCCGCUUCCUGGAAAGGGACCGGCCUCCUGUUUUCACAUAGUUUCCACGUAGCCACGCCCCUUUCAGGUUGACCGCGCCGCUUGAUUAGAUCACACACCGUCAACGCGGAAAGUAUCGCGAGGUCUCCACUUGCGCUCCCUUCGGAUAUGGUCAGCCGUGAGAGUUGCUCUUGUUCUCGCGAGAUCUUCGUGUGCGCCGGGCUCGGGCGACCCGGGCUUCUGUGAAACAUGGCGGUCGGCUGGGACCGUACCACUGGUAUGACUAUAUGAAGGAGAAGGAAGGUUUUUCUGAAGAUGAGGCGACUGAAUCGGAGAAAAACCUUAAGUUUGGUGAAAGAGUUAGAUGCCUUUCCCAAGGUUCCUGACAGCUAUGUGGAGACGUCAGCCAGUGGGGGAACAGUUUCUCUAAUAGCAUUUACCACUAUGGCUUUAUUAACAAUAAUGGAAUUCUCAGUGUAUCAAGAUACAUGGAUGAAGUACGAAUAUGAAGUAGACAAGGAUUUUUCUAGCAAAUUGCGAAUCAACAUAGACAUUACUGUUGCCAUGAAGUGUCACUAUGUUGGAGCAGAUGUACUGGAUUUAGCAGAGACCAUGGUUGCUUCUGCAGAUGGUCUGGCUUAUGAACCAGCACUGUUUGACCUUUCACCCCAGCAGAGAGAGUGGCAGAGGAUGCUGCAGCUGAUUCAGAGUAGGCUGCAGGAAGAGCAUUCCCUUCAAGACGUGAUAUUCAAGAGUGCUUUUAAAAGUGCAUCAACUGCACUGCCACCAAGGGAAGAUGAUUCAUCACUGACUCCAGAUGCGUGCCGAAUCCAUGGUCAUCUCUAUGUCAAUAAAGUAGCAGGGAAUUUUCACAUAACUGUGGGCAAGGCAAUCCCACAUCCUCGAGGGCAUGCACAUUUGGCAGCACUUGUCAACCAUGAUUCUUACAACUUUUCUCACAGAAUAGAUCAUUUGUCUUUUGGAGAGCUUGUUCCGGGAAUUAUUAAUCCUUUGGAUGGAACUGAAAAGAUUGCUGUAGAUCACAACCAGAUGUUCCAAUAUUUCAUUACAGUUGUGCCAACAAAGCUACACACAUACAAGAUCUCAGCAGAUACCCAUCAGUUCUCUGUGACAGAAAGGGAACGCAUCAUCAACCAUGCUGCAGGCAGCCACGGCGUCUCUGGAAUAUUUAUGAAAUAUGAUCUCAGUUCUCUCAUGGUGACAGUCACUGAGGAACACAUGCCUUUCUGGCAGUUUUUUGUAAGACUCUGUGGUAUAAUUGGAGGAAUCUUUUCAACAACAGGCAUGUUACAUGGAAUUGGAAAAUUUAUAGUGGAAAUAAUUUGCUGUCGUUUCAGACUUGGAUCCUACAAGCCUGUCCGUUCUGUCCCCUUUGCGGAUGGCCACACAGACAACCACUUACCUCUUUUAGAGAACAACACACAUUAGUACCAUGUGGGUGGAGAAAAACUUUUUGCCUGAGACAUAAAGCCUUUUCUAAUAAUAACAUGUUGUGCAAUAUAUUCAAAGAAAAAGAAAAUAUGAGAACCCAGAAACAUAUUUAAAAAAGAAAAAAACAGCCAAGGAAAACAACAAACUGCAGUCGUCUUGUAUAUGUGUGUCUGUUACAAAUGUCAUAGAAGAAAUUAUGCAGCUAACUGGAGAGUCAGCCCAGCCAACAGUGCCAGGUGAAGACAGCACCUCUGAUGCUCUCCCACCAAACAGACAAUAUGGAAAGCAGAGCCUAGAGGAUGGACAUCAACCCGUGUUUAAAGAAAAGGGCAUUAAUAAAUGCAAAUGUGUGCGUCCUUUGUUUUUAAAGAUGUCAGAAUAAAAUGUGUAAAACAUAUGGAAAACUAGUCUAGACUUUAAAAAAACUGUAAUCAGCUCACAUGGUUAAUAAAGGAAACAGGGACUGGCCCUGUGUUACAGCCAUAUUAAUAUUAAGCCAUAUUGACAAGAUGGUGUUGUCCAGUUUGGGGUUCUGAUGAAGGUCACUGCUUUCCUUUGAACUCCAGUUGCUGACUUUCCUGACUGUUUUAGGUUGAGCCUUAGAAGACUAAGGUGAAGUUUCCUAAGGCCCAGGUAUAUACUACAUGCUAUGAUGUAUAACAGGUGUCACUCAACAGCUUGAACAAGGGACACUGCAGGGAGAAGAAAGCAUAAAUGUUUAAAAAGAUAAACAGUUUGUAAGAUGUGAAGGGAAAAGUUGAGUGUUGUAUGUUUAUGAGUAGUGGAAAACUGGACAUCUGAGACAGGCAAGGCAGUGUCCAUACAAUACUGAAGUCUGAAGCAGCCUAGACACAGCUGUAACCCUGGACAGGUGCUGCCCUCAGGCGCUGCACAGAACUGAUGAGGCUACAGUAACUUGAAGGAGCCCUAUCAGGUACUGCUAGGAACUGCUGAAUAUGUGUGCCAGCCUCGUUUUCAUUCUGUGAUUUUGAAAGGUAGAGGUUAAGUCAUUGAGUGAGAAGACUGAGUUUCAGUCCCUACCAGACACAGGACACAGGACAGUGGUGGCUUAGAGUGUGGCCUGUCACAAAUCAGUGUUUCAAGUGAAUGUUUUUAAGGAUUAAAAAAAAAAUGCUUUCUUGAAAGAAAGUAGGCCAUCAGGGAAGGAGGAGACGGCAACAAAUCAGUCAGCAGCAAAGUGUAUGAAAAAUGGCAUUUUAUAGAAGAUAGGACAUUUUGGUUAAAGUGCGAGAGGUUAAGAGUCAAGGAGUUAAAUGACUUAAUACUAUUAUAAUGUUUAAAAAAUUUUUUUGAACGAAUCCAGGAAAUUUCAAAUAAUGAGUCUUUUCUGAGCUUUUUGUUCUAUUUUGUUUUGGUUUUCCCCUUAAAUUUUAUAGUUUGUCUAGAAACAGGACAUCUCUCCAGAAUUUUGUUAGCAAGAACUACUCACUUGAGACUGAAUGUUGCUCUUCAUGUCUACUUACUAGGGAAUUCAGUCAGUUUUCAGGGAAGAAAAUACUGAUUUAGAGUUAUUUUCAGUAUUACAAUGUUUUUAAAAAGAUUUAAGGUUAUUUUAAAUUAUUUCAAUGUUUUCUAAAUGCCACGUUAAAAUUUUAUUGAUGUAUCUUUUCCAUUAAAAUUGACUCUUCGGGAAUUUGUUUAAAGCAAACUUUUCUUUGCCAUUGAUAGCCAUUUUAAAAGUUAAAACUUUGAUUUUCAAAUAGUCAGGAGCACAUUUUUUGUCAUUAAAAGAAUGAAAAUGCUAACCAUCUGUUUGGGUGAUGAAGGCAACGUGUGGCCUCACUAGGGUUUCCUUUCCAGGUCAGAAAUUUCUCACUGACCUGCCAACUACACAGCUUUCCUUAUGCUUGUGGGCCCCUGGAGACACCAUACCCAAGUGUCUGUUCAGUCCAGUCUUUUAAAAGUGUGUGUGUCUGUGUGUGUGUUUUCCAAUCCUAAUACUUUAAGUCUGACACCUUUACUUGAAAAUAUUUUUAUACUAUGUAUUUGUAUAUCUUGGCCUAUAAAGAUGAGUAAUAGGUGAAUAAAUUACUGUCAGGUGUUCAAACACCUAACUGUCUACCUCCUGAGAUAGCCUGUUCAAUCUACCUCGUGCAAUAGCCUGGCUCAAUAUUAGAAUUGCAGAUCCACUUGUUCUCAACUUUAUCAGAUACACAGAAAAGCCAUUUCAUUAUCAGAAUUUGUCAUUUGAAACACAAUUUACAGUCUUAACUUUCAAAUGCAUGUGAGACUAAGAUGUAUUGUGAUUCAAAUGCUAAGAAGUAAAUUUACUUGUAAUUUCUUCAGAAUUCUGUUUAUACUUGUAGUCAGGUAGUUUUUUGAUAGUUUAAGAAAUAAAUCAACCAGAGCCUUAAGAUCCUUAAAAAUUCAGCAUGUCAUUUAAUCUAGCAGUUGCUUUUUCUUAAGUUUUUCAAACCUUUUAUAACACUGCCAGAGUAAUGAUGGAGGCUGGUGUGGCAUGCAUCCCCAUCCCAAAACAGACAGGAGCAUCUCUGGGCUAGCUGUCAACCUAGAUGGCUGAAUCAACAAGUCCCAGGUUCAGUGAGAAACCCUGUGUGAAAAUAUGAAUCUGUGAGUACACACAGUACCCAGCAGCUGUUUGUAUGAGCGGGUGAAUAGCUGACAGUAUUACAGUAAAACACUUGGUUGGGGUCUUCUAAUAUUCCAAAGUUAACCCUUGUACUUUUUUAUGUAGUACCUUAAGAGAACUGCUCAUAAGGCACAGGGAGAUCCCUUAAAUAUAGGCUGGAUGCCAAAUAGUGUCACUGGUAAUGCUGUGGAAAUUCUUUAGCUACGUUUUUCAGGUCCAUACAUGGUUACUUGGAUAGCUGUCUGUGUCAGUGUGGGUGUUGAAUUUGGGGCUCUGAAUAUUGUCAGCAAGUGUUGUGCUACUGAGAAGUUCCUGCCUCCAGCUCUGCUUUUUAAUUAAAGUAUUUUUUUUUCUAGA